Pteronotus mesoamericanus is the source of this 3106-nucleotide messenger RNA. RefSeq names its product ring finger protein 139 (gene RNF139). The transcript has 2 exons. Lineage: Eukaryota; Metazoa; Chordata; Mammalia; Chiroptera; Mormoopidae. Gene Ontology annotation, biological process: ERAD pathway. Gene Ontology annotation, molecular function: zinc ion binding. Bases 366 to 2360 code for a protein of 664 amino acids. Gene Ontology annotation, cellular component: endomembrane system; endoplasmic reticulum. The record is from RefSeq and is a predicted model, not a curated record.
CGAUCUCGCGUGACCGCGAGCGCAGCCUCUGAGCCUUGCAACAGCAGCAACGGCCGAGCCGGCGGGCGAGGUCAAGAUGGUGGCUCCACGGGCGGGGGAAACGGUGGAGGGAAGCGGAGCCAAACCUUAGUCAGCUGAAAACACCGACUCCCAGGGGCCUCCCGGAAGCCGCUGCCUCCUCAGCCGCCGCCGCCGCCGCCUGCUCCUGCUGGAGACGCGAGCGGGCGGCGGGGCGGGCCGUGAGAGAGACAGGAGAGGAGGGAGGGGCGGAGUUGCCCGCCUCAGCCCCCGCCCCUGGCCGCCGUCCCGGGCCCUGCCCCGCGCGGCCCUCCAGGGCCCGCCCAGCCCCGGUGUGGCAGCGGCUUAUGGCGGCGGUGGGGCCCCCGCAGCAGCAGGUGCGGAUGGCCCGUCGGCAGGUCUGGGCGGCGCUCGAAGUGGCGCUCCGCGUGCCCUGUCUCUACAUCGUCGACGCCAUCUUCAACUCCUACUAUGAUUCCAGCCAAAGCCGGUUCUGCAUCGGGUUCCAGAUCUUCCUCCGGCUUCUCGGUGUAUUUUUAUCCAGUAUUGUCCUGAUACUGUCACAGCGAUCACUUUUCAAGUUUUACAUGUACAGCGCAGCCUUUCUGUUAGCUGCAACUUCAGUGUUGGUAAAUUAUUAUGCUGCUUUGCACAUUGACUUCUAUGGUGCCUACAACACCUCAGCUUUUGGAAUUGAGCUGCUUCCUCGGAAGGGGCCCUCACUAUGGAUGGCACUCAUUGUUCUACAGCUAACAUUUGGAAUUGGAUACAUCUCGCUACUCCAAAUUCAUUCCUUCUAUUCACAAUUAAUUAUUUUGGAUCUCUUGGUUCCUGUAAUAGGCUUAAUCACAGAGCUACCAUUACACGUCCGGGAGCGUCUAGUUUUUAUUUCUUUCUUGAUUCUUACAUUAAACACAGUGCUUGUCUUGGCAAUGAAACUUAAGUGGUUUUAUUAUUCUACACGGUAUGUUUAUCUUUUAGUGAGGCACAUGUAUCGAAUUUAUGGAUUACAGUUAUUAAUGGAGGACACAUGGAAGAGGAUUCGUUUCCCAGAUGUACUGAGAGUCUUUUGGCUAACAAGACUCACAGCUCAGGCGACAGUGUUAAUAUACAUUUUAAGGAUGGCAAAUGAAACUGAUUCCUUCUUUAUUUCUUGGGAUGAUUUCUGGGACCUCAUUUGCAAUCUUAUCAUUAGUGGAUGUGAUUCUACACUAACUGUACUGGGCAUGAGUGCUGUAAUUUCCUCAAUAGCCCAUUAUGUGGGCCUUGGAAUAUUGGCCUUUAUUGGAUCAACAGACGAAGAUGACAGGCGGCUUGGCUUUGUAGCACCUGUUUUAUUUUUUAUUUUGGCUCUUCAGACUGGUUUAAGUGGGCUAAGACCAGAAGAGAGACUUAUUCGCUUAAGUAGGAACAUGUGCCUUUUAUUAACUGCAGUCCUGCAUUUCAUCCAUGGAAUGACAGACCCUGUAUUAAUGUCUCUCAGUGCCUCUCAUGUGUCAUCUUUUCGUAGACAUUUCCCUGUGCUCUUUGUCUCUGCUUGCCUAUUUAUUCUUCCUGUUUUACUCAGUUAUGUUCUUUGGCAUCGUUAUGCGCUAAACACAUGGUUGUUUGCGGUUACAGCCUUUUGUGUGGAACUCUGCUUAAAAGUAAUUGUUUCUCUCACUGUUUAUACGCUAUUCAUGAUUGAUGGCUACUAUAAUGUCCUUUGGGAAAAGCUUGAUGAUUAUGUCUACUAUGUUCGUUCAACAGGCAAUAUUAUUGAAUUUAUAUUUGGAGUAGUAAUGUUUGGAAAUGGGGCUUAUACUAUGAUGUUUGAAUCAGGAAGUAAAAUUCGGGCUUGUAUGAUGUGUCUCCAUGCAUAUUUUAACAUCUACUUACAAGCAAAAAAUGGUUGGAAGACAUUUAUGAAUCGUAGGACUGCUGUUAAGAAAAUUAAUUCACUUCCUGAAGUAAAAGGGAGCCACUUACAAGAAAUAGGUGAUGUCUGUGCAAUCUGCUAUCAUGAGUUUUCAACAUCUGCUCGUGUCACACCAUGUAAUCACUAUUUCCAUGCACUUUGCCUUCGGAAAUGGCUGUACAUUCAAGAUACUUGUCCAAUGUGCCAUCAAAAAGUAUAUAUCGAAGAUAGUAUCAAGGAUAAUUCAAAUAUACCUGACAACAGUGGAUUUAUUGCACCCAAUGAAAAUCCAGAGGAAGCUGUAAGAGAGGCUGCUGUUGAGUCUGACAGGGAAUUGAAUGAAGAUGACAGUACAGAUUGUGAUGAUGAUGUUCAAAGAGAAAGAAAUGGAGUGAUUCAGCCCACAGGUACAGCAGCUGAAGAAUCUAAUGAGUACACUGACUGAUUAAAAUAGCAUUUACUAAUCAUUGAGGUUGUUAAAUUUCAGUUCAUCCAAAAUGGAGUUAAUAUGCUUCACAUCAGUGUGUAACCAAGCACAAAAAACAGUUAUCAGUGUCGAAUCUGUGAAUGGUUUUCCGUUUACUGUGAUGUGCUACUGUAAAUAUACCUCUUUAAUUACUUCUGGUCUCUUUGGUGACCUAUUUAAAUUUGUGUACAUUAUUGUACAUAGAAUAAAAUCUUUUCACGUUUUUAUGACAAAAUUUGAACAAAUAGCUUUUUAAUAGAUGUAAUGAUAAUAUGGUGUGCCAACUGUGCCAAAGAUUCCUCAAUGAAAGUGUGUAAUUCAUCUAAUUCUGGCCCCUAGUGUUUCUUUAAGAUGGGUGGGAGAGUAAAAAUGCUAAUCAGAGGAAACUACAAAAUCAAGGAAAUAAAAUAAUUUGGACCAGAGUAUAAAGGAUAUAUGUAGAAUGUUUUAUAAGCUAAGGAAAAAAGUAGGCUGCCAGAAGUGAUUGAGACUUUCUGAAAUUUUAGUGUAGCACUGUAGUUGAGCUGAGUUUGAAAGUCCAGAUUUGGAGAUUGUGAGAGUUGAGAAAAUAGGCUUAUAUCAACUUAUAUCCGGCAUGACCCAGAAUGUGUUUAAUUUUGAUGUAAAAAUCAGUAUAUUUGUUAGCCAUUCUGUGUUUGCAGCAUUGACAUAAAAAUUGUCCUUGUGGAUUUUGAAAGAAAUUAUAAAAUGAAAUACUUGGUGGC